Molecule: messenger RNA, 2430 nt
Organism: Macadamia integrifolia
Lineage: Eukaryota; Viridiplantae; Streptophyta; Magnoliopsida; Proteales; Proteaceae
Product: wall-associated receptor kinase 5-like
Exons: 3
Coding region: 97-2331 (744 amino acids)
Biological process (GO): protein phosphorylation; cell surface receptor signaling pathway
Cellular component (GO): plasma membrane
Molecular function (GO): protein serine/threonine kinase activity; ATP binding; polysaccharide binding
Source: RefSeq, a predicted model, not a curated record
CAAUAGCUCCUCUUGUGAUUAUAAAGGAAGGGAGGGGGGAGAGAUAAGAGGCAUUCUUCCUUGAGCAUAUUUUUAUUGACAAACAUAAGAUUAGCCAUGGUUCUUAACAAUCUUGUUAUGAUACUGCUUAGUCUUUUCUCAUUAUCAGUUACCAUAGCCAUGGCUGUUCCUCCACCACUAGCCCUGCCGGGUUGCGACGACAAAUGCGGAAAUGUGGCCGUACCCUACCCAUUUGGCAUCAAAGAUGGAUGCUUCAGGGAUCCUGAUUUUAAUAUUUCAUGCAGCAACAGCAACAGCAGCAGCAUCAAAGCCUAUCAAAAAGGUGGUGGUGGUGGUGGCCGGAAUGAGGUUCUUGAGAUAUCAUUAUCCAAAGCCCAAGUCAUAGUAGAUGGUGGAUAUUCUAAUAACACUAGAUAUUGCUCCAGAUCUACAGAUGAGUAUAUAAUAGGAAAGUAUGAUCUGAACCAAUCAUCUUCCUUCACUUGGUCAUCUGAUAGCAACCUAUUCACAGCCAUCGGUUGCAACAUCGCUGCAUACAUACGUUAUGGUGACUUUAUGAGUGCAUGCGUGACUCUGUGCGAUAGCUUGCCACUUAAUAUGACUAAAGGGGCUUGCUAUGGAAUUGGUUGUUGCCAGACCACAAUCCCUAAGGGUCUCAAAACUCUUAAUAUUACUGUUGGGAGUAUAGGUAAUGGAUCUGCUGGGAAUUGGAAGUUCUCUGCUUGCAACUUUGCUUUCUUGACUGAUCAAAAGCUGUUCAGCUAUGAGUUAUCAAAUCUUUCGGCUCAAUUAUAUGAAUCAAGUUUUCCUGUGGUGUUGGAUUGGGCUAUUGGGAAUCAGACAUGUGAAGAAGCGGUUCAUGAUAAAAAAUCUUAUGCUUGUGGUUCAAAUAGCUACUGCUUUAAUUCAACCAAUGGUCCCGGCUACCUGUGUAACUGCACCGAUGGUUUUGAAGGCAACCCUUAUAUAGGAUGCCAAGACAUAAAUGAAUGUGAGAUUGGAGAUAAUCUCUGCGAUGGCAGAGGUAAAUGCAAUAAUAUGAUUGGGAGUUAUAACUGUUAUUGUCCAAAAGGCUACUAUGGCGAUGGUUGGAAAAAUGGGACUGGCUGCACUGAGGACCCAAAACGCAUUCCAUUGAUAAAAAUUAUUGCAGGUGUUGGUAUCAGCUUUAUAUUUGUAUUUGUUUGCAUUUAUUUUGGAUACUGUGGAAUCCAAAGAAGACGAAUCAUCAAACGUAGAGAAAAAUUCUUCCAACAAAAUGGAGGUUUGCUAUUGCAGCAACAAAUUGCUUCUCGUAGAGGUGUCACAGAUAAUGCUGGGAUUUUUACCAUGGAAGAGCUCAAUAAAGCAACCAACAACUUUGAUGAGAGCGGAAUACUUGGCCAAGGAGGGUAUGGUACGGUUUUUAAAGGAACCUUAUCAAAUGGCAAAGUAGUGGCAAUUAAGAAAUCGAAAAUAAUGGAUAAAAGCCAAAUUAUACAAUUUAUCAAUGAGGUUGAUAUCCUUUCUCAAAUCAACCAUAGAAAUGUGGUGAAGCUCUUGGGUUGUUGUCUAGAAAUGGAGGUUCCAUUGUUGGUGUAUGAGUUCAUCUCUAACGGAACCCUCUUCCAACAUAUCCAUAAUGAGAAUCAGGCAAUGUCUCUUUCAUGGGGAAAUCGUUUAAGAAUUGCUGCUGAAACAGCUGGAGCACUGGGGUAUUUGCACUCUGCUCAUUCACUACCCAUCCUCCAUAGAGAUGUCAAGUCUUCCAAUAUACUUCUAAAUGAUAAUUACAUGGCUAAAGUAUCUGAUUUUGGAGCUUCAAGACUUGCUCCUUUGGAUCAAACUCAAGCAAUGACAUUAGUUCAAGGGACCUUAGGUUACUUGGACCCAGAAUGCUUUAUUACAGGUCAACUAACUGAUAAGAGUGACGUUUAUAGCUUUGGUGUUGUCCUUGCUGAGCUUUUGACUGGGAAAAAGCCAAUACUAUCAGAAGGAUCAGAGGAGUGUAAAAGCCUUGCAAUGCAUUUUGUUUCUUCAUUGAAAGAUGACAAUCUUUUUCAGAUUCUCAAUUACCAAGUAUUAAAUGAGGGAAAUAAAGAACAGUUAGUGGCAGUUGCUAAGCUUGCAAGAAGAUGCUUAAAGCUUAACGGAGAGUACAGGCCAACAAUGAAAGAAGUUGCAAUGGAGCUUGAAUCUCUUAGAACGUUAUACGAGCACCCAUGGAUACAACAUAACCAUGAAGAAACUGAAAGCUUUCUAGGUGAACCAUCAACAAGGUCUGCUGUCAAUGUGACUGAUCAAGAGUCUUUAGGGGAUUCUUUCGCGCUAGCAUUAGAGAUUGCUCGUUGAUUAUUCAGCACUAGCAGGUAGUUAUUGUAAUAUUGAUGACAAAGUUCUCUUUUUGUGUCUAUGGUUGGUAUUGUAGAGCUAUAGUACUUAUAAAUAUUG